Molecule: messenger RNA, 1143 nt
Organism: Mizuhopecten yessoensis (Yesso scallop)
Lineage: Eukaryota; Metazoa; Mollusca; Bivalvia; Pectinida; Pectinidae
Product: probable carboxypeptidase X1
Exons: 7
Coding region: 34-1143 (369 amino acids)
Source: RefSeq, a predicted model, not a curated record
ACGCUUGACACCACUCAUCAGCCAGGAGACAAGAUGGCGAAAUGGUUUUUGCUGAUGGCUGCUGUGUAUCUUGUUCUCACUUUGUGCUGGGCAGAAAUGGAUUGUUGGAACUACCUAGUAUCUGGACCCCAGGGAGUCCCUGACGCUGCUAUUUCAGCGUCGUCCUACUAUCCGUUAUAUAUGUUGCAUCACAACCCCGCCUGUGGCCGCCUGUACAUGUACCCUGAGAGGAGUUCGACCGGAUGUCAGGCCCCCAAUGCAGCAGGCUGGUGUAGCUUAAGGGGAGAUCCUGAUCCAUAUAUCCAGGUGGACUUUUCUGAUCUCAAGAACAUUGUUGGCGUCGUUAUGCAACAACGCCAACAAUUUAGGACGAAUAAUGACAUCAUUACAUAUCAAGUUUCGUACAGUGUGAACGGAGAGGACUGGGAAUACCUGAAAUCAGAGGCCGACAACCAGACUUUCUACGUUCCAGCAGAUUCCGCGGAGGAGAACACAGAGCGACAGAGUAACAUAAGUCCACCUGUUGUGGCUCGGUACGUCCGUAUUCGCCCACUGACUUGGGUAGACACACCAACUGGAGUACCAUGUCUCAGAUUUGACGUGAUCGGAUGUACCCACGGUGUUGGAACUUCUGUUCAAGUUGCCAGGAGGCGCCGGUUUGCUUACCUCCCCUUGCCAGCUGGAUCCAUCAGUGAUUAUGAAGUGAUAAUGCAAGGACAUACCAAAGACCUUGGAGAGUGCAGCCUGCGGUGUCACCGUGACGUCACGUGUCGCUCAUUCUCCUACAGCAACGCUUACAAAGAUUGUAAAGCAUACAGUGUCAACAAGUACAGCCAGCUGAGUGCAAGAGCAGGCGAGCAGUCGAUUUCGGAGAAACAGUAUCUCUACUACUUUGACAUGAGUGAGUGUAUUCUGACGUUUUACGGUUCUAACGUAGAUCUAUACAUGACAACUGACUCGACAACCGGACUGAUGUACAAGGUCAUCACACGGAAGUACAACAAGGAGGACGCCAUGACAGCUUGUGCUGGUCUCGAGAUGAGACUCCUAGUGGUCAACUCUGUGGACAAACUCAACCGCUUAGAUCGGAAAGGAAAUCCCAAGAUAAUGGAAAUUCCAGAAAUUUCUGCCAAGAAUUGUUGA